AUGGGUGCUCAUAAUUCGGUCGCCAGUCGCAUGAUACAAAACUUCCCAGGCAUAACAAUUUGGACAUGCAUUUGUCAUUCUUUACAUUUGUGUGCUAGCGAAGCGUGUAAAAGUCUUCCUCAACGCUGCGAAGAACUUACUCGUAGCAUUUACUCUUUUUUCUCCAUGAGCUCUAAGAGAAAUGCUCAAUUUGUUCAAUUCCAAGAAUUUUGUUCAACGCCUAUCCAUAAAAUAUUGCAUCCAUCUCAAACGAGAUGGUUAUCAUUACAGGUGGUUGUAUCUAGAUUGUUGGAACAAUGGGAUGCUUUAAAUUUAUAUUUUAGGAAUAGAAUUUUAACUGAAAGACUUUUGGUAGUUGACAAUAUUUAUAAAUCAUUAAAUGACCCACUUAUAAAAUUAAUUUUUCUUUUCGUGGACUUUAUCUUACCUAAUCUCACUUCUUUAAAUUCUUUUUUUCAAAGUUCUAAUGUUGUUAUUACACAACUUCAUGAUAAAAUGGUUUUAACAUAUAAAGAAAUAUUAUUAUUAUAUAUGAACGCCAAGUACAUACAGACAACACCUAUUAAGGAUAUUAAUCCAGAAAAAUCUGACAAGUUUUUACCAACAUCACAAAUAUACUUGGGAAUCAAAAUUAUGCAAGAAAUGCAAAAAAAUUCUAUAUUUGAUAAUAAGGCAUUAAUAGUCGAGUUUUAUUCAAGGGUUCAAAUUUUUUUAAAAAUAUCAUGUCUUCAAAUAAAAAAAAAAUACAACUUUGGUGACCCUGUAAUGCCAGCAAUAAAAUUAAUGGAUCCUAAAACCGCAUUAUCAAUUGAAACUAGGGAUGAAUAA
This is a messenger RNA of Macrosiphum euphorbiae (potato aphid), 828 nucleotides long. NCBI's taxonomy places the organism in Eukaryota, Metazoa, Arthropoda, Insecta, Hemiptera, Aphididae. The record is from the annotation of a GenBank genome assembly.